Triplophysa dalaica is the source of this 1761-nucleotide messenger RNA. It is a transcript of the gene oprk1, whose product is annotated as opioid receptor, kappa 1. The transcript is spliced from 4 exons. Gene Ontology annotation, cellular component: neuron projection; membrane. Lineage: Eukaryota; Metazoa; Chordata; Actinopteri; Cypriniformes; Nemacheilidae. Bases 99 to 1232 code for a protein of 377 amino acids. The record is from RefSeq and is a predicted model, not a curated record. Gene Ontology annotation, molecular function: dynorphin receptor activity; neuropeptide binding. Gene Ontology annotation, biological process: neuropeptide signaling pathway; sensory perception of pain; G protein-coupled opioid receptor signaling pathway.
GAGAAACCAAGCGCACUAGGCUCUGGCACCAUUUGUUGUUGUUUUAAAACCUUUGGAUUUUUAUCUCAAAUUGCCAGCUUGGAACUGAAAAUAAGGAGAUGGACAGCAACGUGGUCCAAAUUUUUAAGGAGGACAAAUGCCCCUCUGCUCUCCCCGAGAAGUGUUUACACAACUUCACGUGGCAGUCAGCCAUCUCGGACAUAUAUAACUAUUCAGUAAAUGAGACUUGGGCGAGCGAGCAGGAAACGAUGUCUCCCAUCAUUCCCAUCAUCACCGCUGUGUACUCUGUGGUGUUUGUUGUAGGACUAGUGGGAAACUGCCUUGUGAUGUUUGUCAUCAUCAGAUACACUAAAAUGAAAACUGCCACCAACAUCUAUAUCUUCAACCUGGCCGUGGCUGAUGCUCUGGUGACCACCACCAUGCCCUUUCAGAGUACAGAUUACCUGCUCAACUCGUGGCCGUUUGGAGAGGUGGUGUGCAAGGUUUUCAUCUCCAUCGAUUACUAUAACAUGUUCACCAGCAUCUUUACCUUGACCAUGAUGAGUGUUGACCGGUACGUGGCAGUCUGCCACCCCGUGAAAGCCUUGGAUUUCCGCACACCAAUGAAAGCCAAGAUCAUCAACAUCCUCAUCUGGGUUCUGUCCUCUGCUGCCGGCAUCCCUGCAAUGGUUCUUGGGAGCACUCAGACCAACAAUGGCACCACUGAGUGUGCUUUACAGUUUCCAGACCCAUACAUCUACUGGGACACUUUAAUGAAGAUCUGUGUCUUUAUCUUUGCCUUCGUGGCUCCCCUCAUCAUCAUCUCCGUGUGUUACACCCUAAUGGUCCUGCGUCUCAAAAGUGUACGUCUGUUCUCGGGCUCACGGGAGAAAGACCGCAACCUGAGACGCAUCACCCGCCUGGUGCUGGUUGUGGUUGCUGUGUUUGUGGUCUGCUGGACACCCAUACACAUCUUCAUUCUGGUCAAAGCCCUUUCAACCGGAGUGCCAGAGACCACUGCUGUCAUGGCUGCAUACUUCUUCUGCGUGGCAUUGGGCUACACCAACAGCAGCCUCAACCCCAUCCUGUACGCGUUUCUGGAUGAAAACUUUAAACGGUGCUUUAGGGACUUCUGCUGCCCAGGCCGGAGAGCAGGGGACAGGCACGCCCUCAGCCGGGUGAGGAGCACGCUCCGUGAGCAUACGUGCCCUGCGGAGGGAAAAGGGGAAGGUGGGCAAGGAAGACCUGUAUGACUAGCCGUGGAGAUGUCCUCCUUUCAUGGUUGGGAAGACUCAAAUGAUCUGGGACUGACACAGAUAACCACUGCCAUCUGAGAAAGAGCCCUUCAGACAAAGGAGGUUAAAGGGGUCAUAUGGCGCAAAUAAGUGAUUUUCUGUGUCUUUGGUGUGUUAUAAGUUGCCCAUGCGUGUAUUAGACAUGUAAAAUUACAAAAAUUAAAGUGUCGGAUCAAAAGAUGCAUUCUAUCUAAAAGUGAAUGCUCACCCAGACCUGCCUGAAACGCCUCGUGUAACCACACCCCCACAUAUCCAUGUCAGUUCGUGGUAUGAGUAAAGACUGCCCAAAUGUAUAUGCAAGUUAGUACAGUCAGUACAAUUGCUUUAUAACCUGAUGCUUCAAAUAUGGUAAGAGGCGUCACAUUUCUGUCACACGCUUGCGGUAUUCGACCAAUCACUACGCAGUGGUUAACUGGCCAAUCAUAGCACACCUUGAUUUAAAAUCUGCUUCUAAAAUCUGCGUGUUUUAGAAGGCGGGGCAAAGAGG